AUGCAUAAUCCCUUUCCACACAGCAUGAUUGAGUUGCCAGCUGACAGCAAGACUUGCAUGGCUUCUUCAUCACCUAGCUCCAACUACGAUACAGACCACAGUGCAUUGUCUCCAAAUGACGAAUCUAUGGAGGCAGUAGACUUGGAAAAUGGCCCAGCCUUUGGAAGCUGUCGGGAUGUCCACCGGAAGGAUGUUUCAAUAACAUGGGAGAACCUUGGGGUGACAGUUUCAGAUAGGAAACAUGGGUGCAGAUCCAUUCUUCAAGGACUCACCGGCUAUGCUCGGCCUGGGGAGGCCUAUGUGACGCAAGACGAUGUUAUAACAUGGACACUAACUGUAAGAGAAGCUGUCUUCUACUCAGCUCAACUCCAACUACCCAAUUCAAUGUCAUUAAGCAAGAAAAAAGAGCGAGCAGAGACGACAAUAAAAGAGAUGGGGUUACAAGACUCAAUGGACACAAGAAUAGGAGGAUGGAGCAACAAAGGCCUAAGUAGUGGGCAGAAGAGGAGAGUGAGCAUUUGCAUAGAGAUUUUAACUCGGCCGAAGCUUCUUUUCCUCGACGAGCCAACAAGUGGACUUGACAGUGCUGCAUCAUAUUAUGUCAUGAAACGAAUGGUAGAUCUUGCCAAGCAGGACAGAAUGACAAUUAUUGCAUCCAUUCAUCAACCUAGCAGUCAAGUCUUUCAGCUCUUUCACAAUCUAUGCCUUCUUUCUUCAGGAAGAACAAUAUACUUUGGUCGCUCUGAUAGAGCUAAUAAGUUUUUUAAAUUGAACGGUUUCCCUUGCCCGAGUCACCAAAACCCAUCUGAUCAUUACCUACACACAAUCAACACAGACUUUGAUGAGGACAUGGAUCAAGGUUUCCAUGCAAAGAAAACCACCGAGGAAGCAAUCAAUUUUCUUGUAAGAUCUUAUAAAUCAUCACAUACUUGCCAGCAAAUCCAAAGACAUGUAGCAGAAAUAUGUAGCUUGGACAGAGAAGAACUAAAGAAGGGCGGCCAGGCUAACUUCAUUUCCCAGUGCCUUAUUCUCACAAGAAGGUCUUUUGUGAACAUGUAUCGAGAUCUAGGCUACUACUGGCUCCGUCUGGCCAUUUAUAUUGCGUUAUGUUCAGGCUUAGGAUCCGUUUUCUAUGACAUAGGCUCUGGUUACAGCUCGAUACAGGCAAGAGGUUCACUGCUUAUGUUCACUGCUUCCUUCUUGACAAUUAUGGCUAUUGGGGGUUUCCCUUCAUUUGUGGAGGAUAUGAAGGUUUUUCAACGGGAAAGAUUAAACGGACAUUAUCGGUCGGCUGCAUUUGUUGUCAGCAACACAGUUUCUUCAACACCCUUCUUGCUUGUAAUAUCUUUGAUUCCCGGAGCAAUAACUUACUACCUUGUUGGCCUCCAACAAGGUUUCGCACAGUUCAUCUACUUUUCCUUGACACUCCUUGCUUGUAUGAUGCUGGUGGAAAGCCUAAUGCUGAUUGUUGCAAGCAUCAUGCCAAAUUUCCUGAUGGGUCUAAUAACAGGAGCAGGGAUCCAAGGGUUAAUGAUACUAAGUGGCGGUUUCUUUCGGCUGCCGCAUGAUCUUCCCUUAGUUUUCUGGAGAUAUCCGUUAUACUACAUUGCUUUCCAUAGAUAUGCGUACCAGGGGCUCUUUAAAAACGAGUUUGAAGGACUGGCAUUUCCUAAUGGUCAAGAACUGCAAGGAGGAGGGCCUGCUUACAUCAAAGGUGAAGAAAUUUUGAGAAUUAUAUGGCAGGUGGAAAUGCGUUACUCGAAGUGGAUGGAUCUUGCCAUGUUAUUUGCAAUGGUAGCUUUCUAUCGGCUCAUGUUGUUAAUUGUACUUGGAACAAUUGAAAAGUUUAAGCCUAUAAUUAGAGAAAUGAAGUUUGUUUUUCUUAGUAAAACAAAAAAAAAUAUUAGUUGA
Populus euphratica (Euphrates poplar) is the source of this 1911-nucleotide messenger RNA. Its product is annotated as ABC transporter G family member 11-like. The transcript is spliced from 7 exons. The record is from RefSeq and is a predicted model, not a curated record. Bases 1 to 1911 code for a protein of 636 amino acids. Gene Ontology annotation, molecular function: ABC-type transporter activity; ATP binding; ATP hydrolysis activity. Gene Ontology annotation, cellular component: membrane. Lineage: Eukaryota; Viridiplantae; Streptophyta; Magnoliopsida; Malpighiales; Salicaceae.